Messenger RNA from Monopterus albus (swamp eel), 2937 nucleotides. RefSeq names its product solute carrier family 28 member 3. NCBI's taxonomy places the organism in Eukaryota, Metazoa, Chordata, Actinopteri, Synbranchiformes, Synbranchidae. The transcript is spliced from 15 exons. Gene Ontology annotation, molecular function: pyrimidine- and adenosine-specific:sodium symporter activity. The coding region runs from base 1050 to 2321 and encodes 423 amino acids. Gene Ontology annotation, cellular component: plasma membrane. The record is from RefSeq and is a predicted model, not a curated record. Gene Ontology annotation, biological process: pyrimidine nucleoside transport; purine nucleoside transmembrane transport.
GCAAAAGAAUGGAGCUGAAUGCAAUAGAAAAGGAGAGUCAGAAAGAAGGAGAAGACAACAAGGCCUUUGUAGCAGAGGUACAGGAGCAGGAUCAGAUUUACAUUGAUAUAGAAAGAGCUUCUGAAGGUGACAAUGCACAGAAAAAGACAAACCAACAUAAGAAAAGCCUGCUGGAGAAGAAAAUUGAGGCAUUCCAGGGCUAUUUUGCAGAGCACAGAGACCAGAUCCACCUGAUAAUACAUCUGGGGUUAGGAGCAGGCUUUGCUGCCAUGGUUAUAGCAGCAUGUGUUCUGAACUUCCGUCAGGCUUCUGUGCUGCUGGUCAUCUCCUUGGUAACCAUAUUUUUCCUGGUCUGGGAUUGGAUGAUGGAACGCUAUGGCGACAGGGUGUGGGUGGAGCUCCAUCCUAUCAGAGACCUUUUCAACAGAAACUGUUUCAGGAUCAGAUGGAUACUACACGUGUUACUUCUGGGGGCUGUGGUGUGCUGGCUUGUACUGGACACCGCUCAACGGGGGAAAAGGCAGCUUAUGUCUUUCUCUGGUUUGCUGAUCCUUGUCUUCUUAAUGAUGUUGUUCUCCAAACACCCAUUCAGGGUAAGGGAUGCGCAUGCAAGCUUAAACAAGCACAUGCACACUGACAAAUUAAUUUUACAUAUUGCACGUGUUGCAGUGGUCUUGGCAAACAUUGAUAUGUGGGAUUGAGCUACAGUUUGUCUUUGGUCUGCUGAGUCUCAGGACCACAUUUGGCUUAAGUGCAUUGGAAUGGCUCGGAAAACAAGCAGAAGUAUGUACAGUAAACACACACAAAUAUUAUUUCCGUGGCAUGUCACUUUUUCUUUUACUCUGCCAGCAGAAAUUUCUACUGUUACUGUUUUUUGCUUUUACCAGUUACUAUAGAACUAUAACAUCACAAACUGCUGCAACUCUACUUGACCUUUAUGGUGCAGAUGGUGGAAGAGUUACAGCUUACACAAAAAAUCUACAGCCAGUUGUUUCAAAAUAUUCUGUUUCUGUUACUAAAAAUUCUACAUUUCCUCCAUACAGAAGUUUAUGUCUUUCGCAGAUAUUGGGUCUGAGUUUGUGUUUGGUGCCAGUUACACAGACCAUUUCUUUGUUUUCAAGGUGAUGCCUAUAUUGGUCUUUUUGAGCUCUGUCAUCUCCAUUCUCUACCACUUUGGCUUCAUGUCCUGGCUCAUUUGCAAGAUUGGAUUCAUAAUGAUGGUAACCAUGGGAACAUCUCCAGCAGAAUCAAUGGCUGCAGCUGGAAAUAUAUUCCUAGGACAGUCAGAAGCAGUUCUCCUGAUUCUGCCUUACAUCAAUGGGCUAACUCGCUCUGAGAUCCAUGCUGUGAUGACAGGAGGUUUUGCCAGCGUUGCUGGUACCAUUCUGGGAGCCUAUAUCUCCCUUGGGGUUGAGCCUACACACUUGUUGACAGCAUCAGUGCUGUCAGCUCCAGCCUCCCUGGCCAUCGCCAAAACGUUCUGGCCCGAGACAGAGACCCAGAGUGUGAAGGCCAGUUGUGACUUCAAAUUAGGCAAAGGAGAGUGUUCAAAUGCUCUGGAGGCCAUGUCCCAAGGCGCAACUUGUGCUGUGAAAGUUGUGGCCAACAUUGUUGUCAACAUCAUUUCCAUCCUGUCACUGGUGGCUUUUCUCGACACUGUACUCUCCUGGCUGGGUGCAAUGUUUGGCUGUCCACAACUCAGCUUCACGCUCAUCUGCUCCUAUGUCUUCAUGCCUCUGUCCUUCAUGAUGGGGGUUUCCUGGGAGGACAGUUUCAUUGUUGCUGAGCUGAUCGGCAUAAAGGCAUUCCUCAAUGAGUUCAUGGCCUAUCAGAAGUUGUCAAAAUUAAUCAAGAGACGGAAGGCAGGAGGUCCUGAAUAUGUGAACGAUGUAAAGCAGUAUAUUUCUAUCCACUCUGAAACCAUUGCAACUUAUGCUUUGUGUGGAUUUUCCAACCUUGGCGCCCUGGGAUCGCUGGUUGGAGUAAUGUCGACCAUGGCUCCAGACAGACGAUCUGACAUCACCAGUUGUGGCCUCAGAGCUCUGAUUGCAGGCAGCGUCUCCUGCUUUAUGACAGCUUGUAUUGCAGGUGUGCUGUAUAUCCCUGAACUUCAGUGCCCUGAUUUUUUAAGCACAGAAUUCAACAAUACCAGUGUAAACAUCAGCACACAACUGGUCACCUGCUGCACACAAUUAUAUAACAGUGUGACACUUUAUGAACCACUGAAUGUGACAAUCAAAGGAGGAUUCAGUUGGAGCAAUCUACAAGGCUGCUGCACACUCACACCCCCUACACAUUUCAACUGCAGCAUGGUGCUUUGAAUCACUGUGAACAAAAACACUCCUCGGUGCCUCAUUAUUAGAAAUAUAUGUAGCUUCAUUUUCACUUGUAUAGUUAAAAGUUCGUUUUGAUAAAGUUUUUUCACUGGUUUUGUACAAAAGUAUCAGUCAUCAUGUAACAUUAAUGGGAAAUAUCUUUGUAUGAAUGGUUGUUGCUACAAAUUUUUCUUUGUAUUUUACCAUCAGUGAGAAAAAUACAAUGAUCAUUGAUCAGACAUGUCAACCAGUGAAUAAAUAAAUCAUAAAUGGAAAAUGCAAAAAGUACAAAAAUAGAAAAUAUAAGACAAAAGAUAAAGGAUAAAAGAGAGCCACCCUCAAGUGUAGUGUAAGUACCUGAAAUCAUUAAACUCUCUAAAUUUUUUGAGUGUAAUUAAUAUUUUUUCAGCUGAUUGAUCUGAUAAGGUGAUAGGUUUUUCUGACCUCUAAUUAAUAACUUUUCCGCUGCAGUUGUGGGCACAAGAGAGGUUAACAUUUCCCUAGAUAGAAUUUAACCUUACAGAGGACUGUCCAUAUAUUUUAAGAAUUAGAUUUUUUUUAUGUGGAAACACGUUUGCAUCAACUGACAUCUAUAUUUGUGUAAAGGUUUUGAUGAAAUAAA